Molecule: messenger RNA, 5618 nt
Organism: Hyposmocoma kahamanoa
Lineage: Eukaryota; Metazoa; Arthropoda; Insecta; Lepidoptera; Cosmopterigidae
Gene: Top2
Product: DNA topoisomerase 2
Exons: 20
Coding region: 125-4837 (1570 amino acids)
Biological process (GO): sister chromatid segregation; resolution of meiotic recombination intermediates; DNA topological change
Cellular component (GO): nucleus
Molecular function (GO): ATP binding; DNA binding; DNA topoisomerase type II (double strand cut, ATP-hydrolyzing) activity
Source: RefSeq, a predicted model, not a curated record
GUGAUAUUUCUGUAAAAAAUGUCGUUUUGCCGCAAUCAGUACAUUUAACACACGAUUUGUGUUUAAUUUUAAGCGAGUUGUGCUCGGCGUUGAUCGCUCAAGAUUUAUAAGCACCACGGACAAGAUGGCUGAUAUAAAGUCCAUGUUCAACAAAAUGAGCGGCGCUACAGCGACCCAGAACGGGACGUCGGAGGCUGCGCCUGCGAAAGGCUCCAAAGCAGCCAUAGAGAAGAUCUAUCAGAAGAAAUCUCAGCUAGAGCAUAUCCUGCUCAGACCCGACACAUACAUCGGGUCUGUUGAGAGGGCUACAGAGACCAUGUGGGUGUAUGACAAGACUAAAGAAUGUAUGGUGCAGAGGGAGCUUACUUAUGUGCCAGGUCUUUACAAGAUAUACGACGAAAUACUCGUGAACGCAGCUGACAACAAGCAGAGGGAUCCCAAAAUGGACGUCAUGAGAAUUGAAAUCAAUCAAGAGCAGAACACUAUCUCAGUCUACAACAAUGGCUGCGGCAUACCCGUAGUUAUGCACAAGGACGAAAAAAUGUAUGUGCCAACAAUGAUUUUUGGACAUCUAUUGACAUCGUCAAACUAUAACGACGAAGAAGAAAAAGUGACUGGAGGUAGAAAUGGUUAUGGUGCUAAAUUGUGCAACAUUUUCUCAACAAAGUUUACAGUAGAAACUGCUUCAAAACAAUAUAAGAAACAUUUCAAACAGACGUGGGGUUCCAAUAUGACGAAAGCUUCAGAGCCGAAAGUAAAAGACGCUGGUAAAGACGACGAUUUCACAAAAGUAACAUUCAGCCCUGACCUGGCUAAGUUCAAAAUGGAGAAACUGGAAGACGACAUAGUUGCGCUGAUGUCGCGACGCGCAUACGACGUUGCAGCUACGACUGGGGUAAAGGUGUACCUCAAUGGAGAACGCAUCAAAAUAAACAAGUUCAAAGAUUAUGUAGAUUUAUACAUAAAAGGAAAAGAAGACGAGAAUGGGCAGCCAUUGAAAGUUGUUUACGAGAAGGUAAAUGAUAGGUGGGAGGUCGCUCUCACUCUAUCUGACAGGGGAUUCCAGCAGGUAUCAUUCGUUAACUCCAUAGCCACAACUAAAGGAGGUAAACACAUUGACUCUGUGACUGACAGUAUUGUAAAGAAUGUUCUAGAAGUAAUCAAAAAGAAAAACAAAGGUGGCGUUAAUAUUAAGCCUUUCCAAGUGAAAAAUCAUUUGUGGUUAUUCAUCAAUUGCUUGGUGGUGAACCCAACCUUUGAUUCACAAACAAAAGAAAACAUGACCCUCCAGGCCAAGAGCUUUGGAUCGAAGUGCAACUAUUCAGAAAAGUUUGUUAAUGCUGUAAGCAAGUGUGGCUUGGUAGAGGCUGUGCUGACUUGGGCCAAGUUCAAGGCGCAGACAGAACUGCAGAAGACCUCUGGGAAAAAGCAGAGUAAACUGAAAGGUAUUCCGAAGUUAGAGGAUGCUAACGACGCGGGAACGAAGAACGCACAUCUUUGCACAUUGAUUCUGACUGAGGGAGACUCAGCUAAGACAUUGGCUGUUUCUGGGCUUGGCGUUGUAGGCCGAGACCAUUAUGGCGUCUUCCCACUGAAGGGUAAGCCUCUAAACGUUCGCGACGCCUCGCACAAGCAAGUUCUUGAGAACGUCGAGAUCAACAAUCUGAUCAAAAUCAUUGGCCUUCAAUACAAAAAGAAAUACAACUCUGUUGACGAUCUUAAAUCGUUAAGAUACGGCAAAGUUAUGAUAAUGGCUGAUCAGGAUCAGGACGGAUCUCAUAUCAAAGGUUUAAUAAUCAAUUUUAUUCAUCACAACUGGCCGGAGUUGCUCAAGCUACCGUUCUUGGAGGAGUUCAUCACCCCAAUUGUGAAAGCCACUAAGAAAGAUAAGGAGAUAUCUUUCUACUCACUGCCAGAAUUCGAAGAGUGGAAGCGCGAAACUGAAAAUCAUCACACUUAUAAUAUCAAAUACUACAAAGGUUUGGGUACUUCCACGUCUAAGGAAGCAAAAGAGUAUUUCCAGAACAUGGAGAGGCAUCGGAUUCGUUUUAAGUAUGCUGGACCUACAGACGAUCAUCAUAUUGAAUUGGCGUUUUCUAAGAAAGGUGCUGACCAGCGUAAGGAGUGGCUGACAGGCCACAUGGAGGAAGUUAAGAGACGCAAAGAGAUUGGUUUACCUGAGAGAUAUUUGUAUACGAAAGAGACUAAGGCUGUAUCUUAUUCGGAUUUUGUUAAUUUGGAGCUUGUUCUCUUCUCCAAUGGAGAUAAUGUGCGAUCUAUCCCUUCCAUGAUUGACGGGCUGAAGCCAGGCCAGCGUAAGGUGAUCUUCACAUGUAUAAAGCGUAACGACAAACGGGAGGUCAAAGUGGCGCAGCUGGCUGGUUCCGUUGCCGAACACUCAGCUUACCAUCACGGUGAGCAAUCUCUCGCAAUGACGAUCGUGAAUUUGGCGCAAAAUUACGUCGGUUCCAACAACAUCAACCUGCUAGAGCCGCGCGGUCAGUUCGGUACGCGGCUUUGUGGCGGCAAGGACUCUGCAAGCGCUCGAUACAUCUUCACUCUUAUGUCGCCGCUGACUAGGCUCAUUUUCCAUCCUCAUGACGACCCGUUGCUAGUGCACGAAUUCGAAGACAACCAGAAGAUAGAGCCGGUGUACUACCUGCCGAUUAUCCCGAUGGUACUGGUGAAUGGCGCAGAAGGUAUUGGCACGGGUUGGUCCACCAAAAUCCCCAACUACAAUCCCAGAGAUAUCGUGGCAAACAUUCGUCGUAUGUUGGACGGCGAGGAACCAGUGCCAAUGCAUCCCUGGUACAAAAACUUCCGCGGCACCGUCGAAGGAUUCGGCGACAAAUACGUCAUUUCCGGCGAGGCGGCCAUCUUGCCCGGGGAUAAGAUUGAGAUCACGGAACUUCCCGUCGGCACUUGGACACAGAAUUAUAAGGAGAAUGUUUUGGAACCCAUGUUGGGAACCGAUAAAGUGAAGCCUCUUAUUCAAGAGUACAAGGAGUACAACACCGACACGACUGUGCGGUUCGUGGUGAGCCUCCUGCCAGGCAAGCUGGCCGAGGUGGAGGCCGAGGGCAUCCACAAGGUCUUCAAGCUGCAGACCACCAUCUCUAUGACUUGCAUGAACGCAUUUGAUCACAACAACUGCUUGACCAAGUACGAAAAAGUAGAAGACGUUCUCCGCCCGUUCUUCGACUUGCGUCUUAAGUAUUACAGUAGACGAAAGGAUUAUCUCGAGGGGCAGCUGCAAGCUGAAGCCGAUAAGCUGUCAAACCAGGCGAGAUUCAUUGUCGAGAAGUGCGAUAAGGGGCUCGUCGUGGAGAAUAAAAAACGAAAAACUAUGGUUGAAGAACUUAUUAAGAGGGGUUAUGCGCCGGACCCCAUCGCGGAGUGGAAGAAGCGAGCCGCCAAGAUAAAAGGCCUGACGGCGCUGGAGGAUGACGCCGACGAAGAGUCUGAGGAAGAGCCGGAACCAGAAGACAAGAGCAAGCCCGUAGAUCCAGAAAAAGCAUUCCAGCAGUUGAAGGAAGUGAAGAAGUUCAACUACCUGCUGGGCAUGUCGAUGUGGAUGCUCACCAAGGAGAAGAAGGACGAACUGCUGAAGCAGCGCGACCAGAAACUCACUGAGCUCACUGCGCUCAAAUUGAAAACACCGUCAAUGCUCUGGCGCGAGGACCUUGACGCGUUGAUCAAUAAGCUCGAGGAAGUUGAGAACAAAGAGAGGCAGGAAGAAGUGACUGUCAACAAGAAGACCUCGAAAGCGCUGAUGGAAAGGAUGAAGGCCGCUAACAAAAAGAGCCGUAAAUCCUUAAUGGAAAUUGCUCCUUCGGACAACGGACGCCGAGUCGAGCCCAAGAUCUCAGAAGACCUCAUCAAGAGGAUACAAGCAGCUGAGAAGGCCAAAAUUAAGAAGGAAACUAAGAAGGAGUAUGAUCCGGAUGACCCGACUGGAGUCAGUCCAGCGGGUGCGGAGAAGAAGCCCAAAGGACGUGUGAAGAAGGAGAAACCGGAAAAGCCUGAGAAAUCUGAAAAACCGGAAAAGGAGAAGAUUGAUGGGCUUAAACAGACCAAACUUACUUUUAAGAAGGAGCCUAAGAAGAAGAAGAUGACGUUCAGCGGCAGCAGCUCCGGCGAGAUGUCUGACUCCGACGUGGAGACCUUGGACGCACCUGCGCCUGCACCGCGGGAGAGAACCAAUGUGCGCCGCGCCGCGACCAAAGUACAAAAAUAUAAAGAUGGCGAAGACUCCGAAUCAGACGGGUCUGAUGUUGAAUUGCUCGACAAUAAGCUGGAUUCAGACGGCGAUCAACCGCAGAGGGCCAUGUCGAUCAGCGACGAUGAUGAUGAUUUCAAUGUCAAGAAGAAUGUAGCCAAGAAACCCUCGGAGAUGGAUUCAGAUUGUCUUUUCGACUCCCUAAUCGAGGUGUCGAAGCGCGAAGAAGAGAGAUCGGCCAAUCACAAAAUCAUCACCACUGCUGUGUCGAGUGAUUCUGACGUCGCACCUUCCCCACCUGCAUCCCCGCCGAAGAAGAAGGCUCCAGCCAAAAAGGGGAAAAUCAUGAACUCCGAUAAAGAGGAAAAGAAAGAAAAGCCCAAGAAACGACCCGUAAAAGUACUGAGCUUGGAUAGCGAGGAAGAUAGCAUAUUUGAUAGUAAAAAGAGUAAACAGAAAAAAGCGAAUCCUAAGAAGAAAGCGAAGAAGAACUCGAGCGAUGACGAGUCAGACUUCGAUUUCCGCGGGAGCCCUCCUCCCGUCGCGGCUAAGAGCAACGCGCGCGUGAAGACUGCCAAGACGUACCGCGAGCUGGACAGCGGCUCGGACAGCGAUUAGGAUGGCAGAUUGGCCUACCAGAGCCUAAUCUAACAGGAAUAAGUGAAUACCAUGCAGUAAUCAGCUAGAGAAUACUGGCAAGCAAAGUUUCGACAUCGUAUGUUACUGAAAAUGACUUACUCUCAUUUCCUAACUCCCCUUAUUCGAAUCUCUCGAACUGUAUUGAAAUAAAUAUUUUUUAUAAAUUUUUUGAAUUUUUGACACGUUAUUUGCAGUAACUUCGAUUCGUGAGUGAGUCCAUACGAUUUCGUAGAUGUAUUUUUUACUUAAGCACAAUUACUGUGGUGUUAAGUAUUAUCUAAUAUUAUACUUAUAAAAUAGUUAUUCGCACUAAGCUCAAAGACAAAUUGGAAAGAUGUUUUUUUUAAAUUUGCUUUUCAUUAAAUUGCAAAUUAUUAUCAAUAGACGGAAGUACAUUUAUUGUACGUUUGCAGCGCUGGCCGUUUUUUUCCUUUUAGUUUUUUUUAGUAGAAUCUUGUGAAAUUUUAUUGAAUUGUUCUUUCAUUUGUUUGACAUUUUUUCUAUCUUUACAUUUUGUUAUUAGUCUAUUUACCACUCUCUAUUUGGUAAUAAGCAAUUAAAAAAAUAAUGACUUGUAACGUCAAAAGAAAUUGUAAAUAUUUAAAUUUUUAUUACAAUAUUUUGAAAUAUCAUUUUCUUAAUUUGAUUUUCUGAGUAAUUUAUUCACGACAAUUCAUUUAUAAUUAAGGCAUUUUGUAUCGUAAUGUAAUACUUAUUUAUUGUACACAUGAUUAAAGAAUUAAAUCUACAUGCAACAGGA